GGGAGCUGUGGGUGCUGAGAAACCUGUGUCCAGGGAGGGAGCUGAGCUGGUGCCCACGAGGGCCAGGAGAAGGCCAGAGCCCUGGCGGCCACACCGGGGACGACUGAGCAAGCCCACUUACUGCUGCCACACGCCUGGUGCUGCGACCUGACCCCGUCCUUCCCCUCCCCUCGCCCAUCGCAGGCCUGAGGCGGGGCGAUGCUGCAGACGAUGACCUUCCAGGGCCUGCCUGGCCAGCAGCGGGUGCCAGGGGCCCUUGACUUCCCUGGAAGCCCCCUGAAGUUUCGCUCCGCGUCAGAGGCGGAGUCAGAGGCCUCCAUGUCCGAGGCCUCCUCUGAGGACCCUGUGCCACUCCCGGAGGCUGAGGUGGCCCAGGAUGAGGAGGAGGCUUCAAAGAAGAAGAAGAAGCCAAAAGGCCUGGCCGGCAUGUUCAGCAUCUUCACCAAAGGGAAGAAGAAGAAGGGCCAGUCCGGCGCCGCGGAGCGCGAGGGCAAGCCUGAAGCCAAGCCUGAAGCCAAGCCGGGGAGGGGGGGCAGCACACAGGUAGGCUGGGGCCGCGUGGGUGAGGGUCCCGGGUCAGAGCUGGCGGGGGCCUGGCUCACUCGUCCAGGACCGAGAGGGCAGAAUGGUGGGCUCGCCCGACUCUCCCUCCUGCUUCCACCUGCACCGCUGCCUAAUUUUCGGGUCUGGGAGGAGGCGAACCAGGCUUCAGUCCUGUCUGGGACGCCGACUGGCUCUCCGGGCGCAUCACUUCGUGAUGGGGGCCUCCCAGGAAGCUCGGAGAGCAGGUCCAGGCUGGGCCACGGAAAGAUCCCCAGGAUCCAUCAUCUGAGGUGGAGAGGCAGGGAGGGGGGUAGGCUCUCACCUCAGGAUGGUGCUGGGUGGGGCCGUCUGCCUCACGCCAGCCCCUCUGCCCACAGCGACAUCAUCAAUAGCGCCAGCCUGGCAGGUGAGCUGCAGGGGAUCAACCUGGGGAGCCUCCUGCCCCCCAAGCAGGUCCGGCUGCUGGAGGCCACAUUCCUGUCCAACGAGGUGGCCAGCGUGAAGGAGCUGAUGGCCCGAGCCCUGGACCUGGAGUCACAGCGCUGGGCCCAGGAUGUGGCCCCCCAGCGGCUAAACGGCCACUGUCACAGCGAGCUGGCCAUUGACAUCUUCAGCUUACCCCCCUCCCUGCAGAUCGUCUCCCAGGGCCAGGUCAAGGCCGAGAGCAUCAUGCCUGACCUGGGCAAGCAGAUACAGCACAUGCUGCUGGCGGAGCUGGCUGCGUUUCUGAGGAGCUACCAGCGAGCCUUUGAGGACUUUCUGGAGAGGUGCAAACAGCUGCGAAAUUAUAGGGCCAAUGUCAUGGCCAACAUCAACAAUUGCCUGUCCUUCCGGAUAUCCUUGGAGAAGUGGCAGGCGCCACAGGGCCUCCUGGGCCCCCUGAAUGAGCUCAAGAGCCACGGCUUUGACACCCUGCUCCAGGGCCUGUUCUGGGACCUGAAGCCGCUGUUCAAGAGGUUCACACAGACCCGCUGGGCGGCCUCUGCGCAGACCCUGGAGGAAAUCGUCUCCACCGUGGAGACAAGGCUGCCCGAGUUCUCAGAACUGCGCGAGUGCUUCCAGGAGGAGCUCAUGGAGCUUGUCCACCUGCACCUGGUGAAGGAGUACAUCGUGCGGCUCUGCAAGCGGCGCGUGGUCCUCAAGACCGCGGAGCAGCAGCAGCAAUUGGCCGGGCAGGUCCUGGCCAACGCCGAAGUCAUCCAGCACUUCUGCACUCAGAUUGGCUCCCCGGCCACCUGGCUGCACUACGCCGUCCCGACGCUCGCCGAGAUCAUCCGCCUGCAAGACCCCAGUGCCAUCAAGAUCGAGGUGGCCACUUACGCCACCUGGUACCCCGACUUCAGCAAAGGCCACCUGAGCGCCAUCCUGGCCAUCAAGGGGAAUCUGUCCAGCAGUGAAGUCAAGAGCAUCCGGAGCAUCCUGGACGUCCACACGGGGGCUCCCGAGGCCGCCAAUGCCCUAUUUUCACUUAUAAAGGUUGGUUAGCUUUUCCUGUGGACUGACCCGCUUGUGAGCCCCGGCGAGCUUCGGACACACCCCACUUCGAGCCAGUCACCCCACCUGGCUUCCGGCCUCCCGGGCUUCCUGCCUUCUGAUGCUGCUGCUGCUGCCGCCCAGCCCCGGCCUGGUGCAGGCCCGGGGCAGCUGGAACGGACGGCUCCCAGUUCGUUACCUGCCUGGUGGGGCGGGAGCACACCUCUGAGGAGCCAGAGACCAUACCUGAGAAGUGGCCGUUGAUCGUCAUGCACUAAAGGAGCAGAUUGGCCAGGGGUCAGCGACCCUGGGUCAUCUCCUAUCCAGGGGGCCAUCCCCGGCCACCUCAGAGCUGCCCUCGUGGCCGGGGCUGAGUGCCUAGGGCCGGAUGCCGAGUCUUACCUACCUGCCCCCUUCACCCAGGGCUGCGACCAGCUGGGCUCAGCAAGUCUGGAAUGGAAGGCAGCUGGGAGGAAAGAAGGGAAAGAUGAGCUCUUGCCUGGGCCUGGGAAGGGGCGGGCAGUCACCCGCAGGCUGGGGCAGAGCGGGCACCAGAGCCCCUCCAGGUUGCCCUGUGACCCCUGCAGCUCAGACCCCGACCCCUCUCUACUUGCCUUGCCCAAAGGCACCCCCUGCCCAGAAAGGGGCUUCCUGGGUCUUCUAGGGUUCAGGCUGCCCCCCAGGCAGGCCCAGGCCCAGGGGUGCCUUCCUGGGUCCUCCACUGGGCUGGGUAAGCUUGACCUCUGACCCCUCUGCACCUAUAUUAGUUUCUUACUGCUGCUAUAACGAAUUUCCACAAACUUAGUAUCUUAAAACAAGACUAAGUUUCAGUUCUGGAGGUCAGAGUUCUGAUGCGGGUCUAGUGGGCUGAAGGCAAGGGGCCGGCGCUGGGCCCUGCUGGCGGCUCCCGGGGGAGGAUUCCUGGCCUCUUGUGGUUUUGAGAGGCCACCUUCCCAGAGGACUCGGCUUGUGGUCCCAUCCAUUUCAAAGCCGUUCACAGGGCAGGGCUUCAGGGCUUCGCUCCCGCCUCCCUCUUCCACUCGCAAGGAGCCCAGCCAUUACCUUUGGCCCAUCCAGACGGAUAGCCCAGCACCGCGCGCUCUGUGAGGCCAGCUGGUUGGCAGCCUGAUUUCAUUCCCUUUCCGGCGAACCUCACAUGGUCACAGGUUCCAGAGGUUAGGGCGUGGGCAUCUUUGGGGGGCCAUGGUUUCGCCCACCACGGCCUCCAUUCGUCCCCUGCCCUGGAGAGCACCUGGUCCUACCCCAGGAAGACGUGUUCAGUUACCCCCGGCCUCGGCCCACCCCUAGGCCCUCUCAGCGGAUUCAGGUGUGACUCGGCCUCUGAGGGCCCCGCCAGGUUGGGUGAGCUCUCUCUCCAGGGUCCGUCCCUCCGCCCAGGUACUUGGCCAGGAACUGGCCAUGAAAACGGUGCACAGAGCCUUUGUACAUUUGUUGUUCACGUGUUGGAUGUCACUGACGUUAUUUUUGAUAGCACUGCUUUUGUAUGCGUGUCCUCGGGACACGAUCCGAGUUUUUAUAGCUUGACAUAAAGCUGACUUCAGAAGCG
This is a messenger RNA of Myotis brandtii (Brandt's bat), 3583 nucleotides long. It is a transcript of the gene TNFAIP2, whose product is annotated as tumor necrosis factor, alpha-induced protein 2. Gene Ontology annotation, biological process: exocyst localization; exocytosis. Gene Ontology annotation, molecular function: SNARE binding. The transcript is spliced from 12 exons. The record is from RefSeq and is a predicted model, not a curated record. Lineage: Eukaryota; Metazoa; Chordata; Mammalia; Chiroptera; Vespertilionidae. Gene Ontology annotation, cellular component: exocyst. The coding region runs from base 199 to 2028 and encodes 609 amino acids.